This is a messenger RNA of Aureococcus anophagefferens, 1326 nucleotides long. RefSeq lists its product as hypothetical. NCBI's taxonomy places the organism in Eukaryota, Pelagophyceae, Pelagomonadales, Pelagomonadaceae. The record is from RefSeq and is a predicted model, not a curated record. The transcript has 3 exons. The coding region runs from base 1 to 1326 and encodes 441 amino acids.
AUGGGGCCCGCCGACGCGCCGAUCCUGCCGUCGAAGGAUGCGGCGGAGCCGAAGCGCGGCCGCGCGUUCAGCGUCUUCGCGCUGAUGCUCGGCGCCACGGCCGUCGCCGCCGUCGUCCGGUCGACGACGGUGCUGAGCGCCGUGUCCACGGGCGCGGAGCUCGCCGUGAACGGGCGGGGGCUGUACCACUGCAAGAACGGCUACCCCGACGUGCCCAAGGCCUACGACCGCGACUGGGGCGACCUGACGGGCGACUGGUACGUGGUCAUGCAGAACCCCGCGGACCAGGCGCGCGAGUUCGAGUGCGACCGCAUGGUCUUCGACAUGCGCAAGGACGACGCGCGGCUCCGCCAGUCCAUGCUCUACGAGCGCGAGGGCACGGAUUACUACUGGAACGUCACGCAGGCGGAGUACAAGGACCGCACGGGCGUGUGGAAGGACACGGAGAACCAGUUCUGGAGCUCCGUCUACGCCGUGGGCACGGAGGACGACGGCUCGCGCUGGGUCGGCUGGUACUUCUGCGGGCCGGCGGUCGCGGCGACGAAGAAGGGCAUCUCCUAUAUCCUCAAGGACUCGACGGACGGCCUCACGAAGAGCUUCUACAAGAAGGCGCGCAAGGCCGCGAACGCCGCGGGCGUCAACGACUACGGCAAGAUGGUCGAGGUCGACAUCGAGGACUCCUGCGACUACACGUUCCCGACGGCGGGCACCAUCGAGAUCCCGUCGAUCCGCCUGGACCGCGAGGCCUUCGAGCGCAUCCGCGAGGCCCUCAUGGUCGUGCUGUCGCUGCUCAGCUUCUGGGUCAUGGCGGCGGCGGAGACGAGCCACCACUACCAGUACCACUACAAAUUCUACCCGUCGCUGACCUUCUUCGUCUGGGUCGGCGUGCUCUCCUUCGUCUACACGCUCGGCAUGGCCGUGGGCACGCGCACGGGCGCGCUGGGCGUCGAGCUCCGGCGGCAGCUCGAGACCGCGGGGCCGCCGGUCCUGGCCUGGCUCACGUACACGGCGGCCAUCGCGGCGUCGGCGACGUCGACGGACCUCCACGCGACCUUCGACGAGAGCGACGGGCCCGCGCGUCAGUCGCACGCGCGCGCGGUCGCGGGCGCGUUCUUCUGCGGCCACGUCGUCACGGCGACGGUCUUCAUGUACGGCCUCUGCGCGGCCUACGUCGGCGUCGUCGUCUCGUCCGUCUACGGCGGCGGCGGCUUCGCGAGCGACGUCGAGGCGCCCCGCGUCGGCUUCGCGGGCACGACGGGCUACAACGAGAUCGACGCGUCGGACCUGCCGCCCGCGCCGCCGAGCCACCAGAACAUGGCGCUGUAA